Messenger RNA from Astyanax mexicanus (Mexican tetra), 7937 nucleotides. RefSeq names its product zinc finger protein 219 (gene znf219). Gene Ontology annotation, biological process: regulation of DNA-templated transcription. Gene Ontology annotation, cellular component: nucleus. NCBI's taxonomy places the organism in Eukaryota, Metazoa, Chordata, Actinopteri, Characiformes, Acestrorhamphidae. Gene Ontology annotation, molecular function: DNA-binding transcription factor activity, RNA polymerase II-specific; RNA polymerase II cis-regulatory region sequence-specific DNA binding. The coding region runs from base 459 to 3917 and encodes 1152 amino acids. The record is from RefSeq and is a predicted model, not a curated record. The transcript has 5 exons.
UCUCUCUCUCUCUCUCUCUCUCUCUCUCUCUCACACACACACACACACACACACACACUCCCUCUCUCUCUCUCUCUCUCUCUCUCUCUCACACACACACACUCUCUCACUCACUCACGACUGCACAAUAAAUGGAUAUUUGAGGAAAAAAAUGAGUGAGAGAGAGACGUGCCUAGAGAAGAGGGGAGGAGAGAGAGAGACAGAAAGAGAGAGAGAGAGAGAGAGAGAGAGGGAGGGAGGGGUAUGCUUGUAUACAACUGCCCCAUUUCCAUUUUUUCUCCCCCCUCUAAACUCGUAAUGUAUUUAAUUCAAGUCAAACGUAAUCAUGACGUGUGAUGUCAUUAAUCUGCUCGCCGCCUCUCCCGUAUUCCUAGGAGGUGGUCUCUCAGAUCACCCUUUUCCCAGUGCAUCAUCUCUCAACCAAGGUAGUGGGUCAUGGAAAACACACACUACUAAGUAUGGAUUCCCCUUCAGAGUGUUUGCUUCCUGUCUCCUCUGAGGCACCCCUGUCCCCUCCAUCAAUGCCCUCACUAGAUCACAGUCCUCACUCCCUACCCCAGAGUCCUCAAUCUGCCCCGUCCAGCCACCUCAGCACCCCGUAUGCACCCCUGUCACCCUUUGCCCUUGGAGACGCCAACCAGCAAGAUGAAGAGGAUGACGAGGAGCUGUCAGCCCCUUCAUCUCCCACUCCAGCUGUGGCGCUGUUUCCUGGGGAAGAGCAGAUGUGUAGUCCCUCCUCAGAAGGCAGUCCUCCAGCCACUCCUUCAGCACCUUUGCCUGCUUUUGGAGCACUGGAGCAGGCACUCUCGUCUGGGGCUAGCGCCACCUGCAGUGACGAGUUGGACCUGCAGCUGUUCAACAACGAAGGCGUGACUGUCCAAGGAGGUCCAGCUACUGGGCCUGCCCUCAAGUUUCCUUGCCACGUUUGUGGGAAGAGAUUCCGUUUCCAGAGCAUCCUGUCCCUUCAUGCCCGAGCUCACAGUCUGGACAGGGACCGUCGAGCUUCUGCCCUCUAUAGGACCAUGCCCCUUAAACCCCAGCACCCCCCUGUGAGUGACGGUGUUAUUCGGAACCACAGCGCCAGAGACAUCAGCUUCAGUUCAAUAUCCUUAAAUAGGUCACUGCAUCGCAAUCUAAGAGAAGAGUCUGUUACAGAGGAGCCUCUCCAAACUGCCAGUAGUCCUCAGUUCCUAAUGGAUGGCUCAACACCCCUGACUCCACCCUUAACCGAAGAGGCACCUGUCUCCUCUACCUUAUCUCCUUUGGACCCUGCCCUCAUCGAAGAGCCCAUCCCUCCCGGAGCCGCUUCCGCCUUCCGCUGCCAUGCCUGCAAGGGUAAAUUCCGCACAGCCUCCGAGCUAGCCCGCCAUGUACGAAUCCUCCACAACCCCUACAAGUGCACACUGUGCCCCUUCUCAGCCAAUCAAGAGGAACGUCUAGCUGCUCACCUGCAAGAGAGCCACCCUCCUGAUGACUCCGUGCCGCCUCCUGUCUUCCCUUCCCGUCCCAUCACAGCUGCACCGCAAAUGCCUUUACCGCAAGCGCCUGCUCUUCCAGCCUUUCGUUGUGAGACCUGUGGCCAGCGCUUCACCCAGUCCUGGUUCCUGAAGGGACAUAUGCGCAAGCACAAGGACUCUCUUGACCAUAAGUGCCAGGUCUGUGGUCGUGGCUUCAAGGAGCCCUGGUUUCUCAAGAACCACAUGAAAGUGCACCUCAACAAGCUUGGCCUUAAGGCAGGCCUGGGAAGUCUAGGGCCUUCAGGACCUUCUGAACAGUCCAAAGGUCCUGGGAACCAGGCCUUAGGGGCUCUGUACUCCAACCUGCUCCUGGCACGCAGUAUGGCAGGUGGAGGAAGUGGAAGAGGCAAUCGGACCGAGAGGUUAGAUGUCAGUGCGGGAUCCAGCAAGUCUUCAAUGUGGGGUUACCUGGGCUUGCCCAAUGAUAGCAGUGGUGCGAGCUGCAUGGAACGCCUCCAGGCAGUGGCUCAGGUGGCGGAGAUGGGUAACGGAGUAGAGCGAGGCGGAGAGGCACUGGAUGGAGGGGAGCAGGCAGCUAUGUGGCAGCUGGUUGCUCGAAGCCUUGCAGCCGUACAACAAAGCCAACAGCAACAGCAGCAGCAGCACCACCAGCAACAACAGCAGCAGCAGAGAUCUCAGGCACAGCAUCAGCGCCCUACCGCACAGGGCAGUGUUGCUGGUGAGGCCGAGCAGGUGCGUGCCUACCUGGGUGGCCUUGGCUUCAAAGAGGACCUGGAGGCUUCUGGGGCCCCCUGGGAGUGCCCAGACUGCGGGAAGCUUUUCCAGAACCUCCAGCAGGUAGUCGCUCAUGCUCGGGUCCAUGUUCAGAAACAGCAGAAGUAUUCAAGUGCAAGAGGGGGUGCGGGAAAGGAAGAGGAAAGUGCACAUAAGACUGCGGGACAUCGAGGAGGAGGAGGAGGAGGAGAAGGAGGAGGAGGAAGUGUGCGAGGAAGUACAAACGAUUGCAGACACGAGGCCAAACAUCACCAGUCAGGAGUUGCUGGAACAGCUGGAAGUUUCCAUUCGGUCAUAACACAUCUUUCUAGGGAGAAUGGUCUAAGGGAGCCAUCAUCUGGACCUUCCUCAUCUCCAAGGGAGCGUGUCCGGGGUACAGGAAUGAAGGAUUGCCCCUACUGUGGAAAAGCCUUUCGCUCCUCCCACCACCUCAAAGUUCACCUUCGUGUGCACACAGGUGAAAGACCAUACAAAUGUCCCCACUGCGACUAUGCAGGAACCCAGUCUGGCUCUCUCAAGUACCAUCUACAGCGGCAUCAUCGUGAAAGGAAUGCUAUGGCAGGAUCUCCAAGCUCCUCCUCUCCAGGCCUCCCCUCCUCACUGAGUGGCUCUCCCAGAGAGGGGGCCCUGAAACAACGUCGCCCAUCUUCGACAAACCAGGGAAGGGAAUCGUUCGGAAGGGGUCCAGGUGGUCUGGGAGGUCCAGACGUCCACCACACAUCCCGACACAGCCAGGCUUUACUCGCUCUAGAACAGAAAGAAAGCUCUCAGAAGCACAGAGCACCUCAGAAAGCAAGAGAUCUGGAGAGUCAGUACCGUUUCUUGUCCGGGAUGAUGGGAGACCUCUACUCAAGUGGACUAGAAAGAGGCUGGGCUGGAGAGGCUCCUCCUCCGAAAGUGCUGAAAGUGUCCAGACGCAAGCCUCUCGUUACAAGUCGCAUGGUGCCGACUAACGGAUACCAGAGCAGUGCGACAUCUGGUGCUUCGCAGGAAUGUGGAUUUGAGCCUUUGGACCUCUCACGCCGCCCUGUGCCUGGAAUGGGUGCGGUGGAGCAAGACUUAGGAACUGUUAGCAGCUCUGGAAUUCUACCUUCAGGGGGAUCAAGAGAAGGAGAUGACACUCUGAGUCAGUGUGUCUUCUGUCCGUUUCGUACCUCUUCCGUUGAACUGAUGGCCAUGCAUCUGCAGGUCAACCACACCAGCAAGUCCCGCCGCAAGAGGGGAACCUCCGCGACCACUGACAACCACUCCUCCAGACUGUCCCUGCCUGGGUUGAACCGUGACCCUCUGGCACUGUGGAAGUUCUUGAGCGAAGGGGAUGGGGUCAUGGCCAUGGAGGACUGGAUCAAGUACCGGGCCAAGACUGGAAACGGGGUCGCUUCAGAAGAUUUAGAUAUGGAAAGGUCUCCAAAACGAGCCAGAGAGAUGCCACCAGUGCUGGGAAACAUCCAAGCCACGAAACAAGAGCUUAACCUCUUGGCAGAACGAGAGAAUACGGACGAGGAGGAAGCAGAAGACAUGGAGGACGGCUUGGAGGCGGCCAGCAGCCCUGAGAAUGACCCUCAUCAACUGGACACAAGAAAGGAUUUAUCUAGACCUGGAUCUGCAGACAUGAUGGAAGAUGACUUGCCUGUUGAGGAGGAGGAACGCUUGGUGGAAAACUAAGUUUUUAAGUUGCAAGAGAAAAGGAGAUAGAUAGAUGGAUGUCGGACAAUGCUGGAUGACGGAUUGAACUGGAGGAAAGGAUAGAUGUUUUAUGGAUGUAUCGGUGGAAUAACUAAACAAGACAAGGCAUGACAAGACAAGUUAAAAAAGGUCGUCAUCGCAUCCAUCCAUCCAUUCACGACAGACUCAACAAAUGUAACAGAUCUCAGAUUUAAAGUAUCUCAAACCCUUCUUCUUCUUCUCACUUGAAGACCCCGUAAUAUUGGUUCCACAUCAGGUUAAUAUGCACACCACUCACCCUAAAAAACAGACGUGCACACAGAAAUAUAUAUCCAGUAUUGUAUGCUAGACUUGUUAGCCUGCCUGUCCAGGAGUCCUGAGGCCUUCUUGACUGCUGUCCUUCUUCGAUUUGUGUCUCUGUUUUUUUCUUUUUCUUUCGGUUCGUUUUGUUGUCGAUGAAGACGAUGAUCGCCAAGUCGUAUUUCUACACUAUUUUCUUGCUACUGUGAGUCGCGAAACAUCCAGGAAUGUCAGUCUUUGGAGGACGAAAAGUGCAAAAACAGAAAGAAAACGAGUAUAAAAAUAUGAAAGUACUCUUACCAACUCUACAAGUUUUUUUUUGCUUUUCUCACGACGGAAUAUCUUACGCUGAAAAAGUAUCUUACGUUAGAUGUAUUGUACUACUUCCAUUUGCCGACACUUCUACCAUUAACCAAAGGGGUGGUCCCACUUCUUACCACACAUGUCCCAGGCUGUGAAGAAGAGUAUGCUGUGAUGACUGAAUGGUACUAACGAUGACCACGCGUAUCAAUGCAGGACAACAAAGAUUAUUUUCCCCACAUAUCCACUCGCUCUGCCGGCGAGGUCCGGCGGGUCCUCUACAGAUGUUAUUAUAUGAAACAGAAAUGCUUCUACUUCUAUACUCUAUAUGUCUCAGUGCCUGGUGAUGUAUAUGUUUCUUUUAAGGGAGUCGUAACACACAGGAGAAUAUAUACAGUAAAUAUAUUACAAUAUAUGUCUAAUAGCUCUAGACUUUAGAGGGUUUCGGAGCAUCUGGUGGCGGCGGCAGCGGCAGGUUGCCAUGCUGAAGAAUAGAGCGCUCUGAAACCGACUGAAAACAGCUGGCCAGCUGACAAAGGCCACAUGGCAGUGUUUACAUCUAAAAUAUCGUUAUUACGAUUCUAUUUCUAUUUUUAUUUUGCUUUAUUUAGUUUUUAGUUUUUGAUUUUAGCGUAAUCGGAUCGUCAUUGCCAAGGAGACGUUUUUUUUUUGUUUUGAGUUCUUCUCAAACAAAUUGAAGAUCACUCAGAAAUGUGUUCAUAUUUCGUUAAAAAAAGUCCUUGUUUUACGAAUGUUUCAUUUGUGGUUUUCUGACCUGGAAACCAUGAAGAAACGAGUCCCUAUAAAUCGGAAAGAAAAAAAAAAAAAAAAAAAAAAAACAGAGUAUGCCGCCUUCUAGAUCAUUAGAUUCUUUUUUUAAAGCAAUGACAAGAAACAAAAACCUUAUUAAUACACAAAAAAACACUAACAACUUUAUAGACAACCCAGUAGAACAUGUGUAGCUUUUAUAAGGAUAUAAAAAAAGAAACAAACAAAAAAAAGUUUUAUUUCCAUGUUAUUUUUAUUUUAAGAAGAGUCUUAAAGCAUAAAAAGUGCAUAAAGUGAUAAAGUGAUAUGAGUAUCAGUAAUAAUAUUGAUUAAUUAUAAUGGUUGUGAUAGAAGACUGGUUGGGAAUGUCUUAAAAGAGAAAAAAAACAAAAACACUGUGCAACGUUCGUCUGUCGUUUUAUUUUUUUCCCAAAGUAGAUUUUCGUUCGCUUUUUAAAUCUAGACCAAACCUCAAAAAUCGCUUUGUUUACGAAUUGUCGUCGAUAUAUUGAGUCACUUUCAUUUGAAGUAAUGCUGCAGAUUCAGAUCUCUGCUCCUAAUCAAACUGUAAAUCAAUCAGUUAAUGAUGUGUUGAUGAAAUCAACCGACCAAUCAGUGGACAAAUCCGACACACAAUCAGAAUGAAUCAAAAUGAGCAAAAAAAAAUAAAAUAAUGUAGUGUGCAGAGUUUGAGUGCUGUCCACGUUUGAUGACUUUAUUAUUUAUUAAUUGUUCAUGAUGGCGUGUCCAAGACACAUUACUGUCAGUCAGACUGACUCGCAUUAAAAUGUGAUUUUCCACCGUGCGCUUUUCCCAAUGCGUCACGUUUCUUAUUCCUUCUUUUCUAAGCGUAUCGUCACAGUCAUGCAACAACCUUGUAUCUCCAAUUUUAUACUUCUUGAUGUAGUGGGAAUCUGGUUGUAAUGGACCAAUAAGAAGAAUACUUUUCACAUACAGGGGUUGGACAAUUAAACUGAAACACCUGGUUUUAGAGCACAAUAAUUGAUUGUGGUGACGGACAGAUCUAAUGGAAACAGGAGAGUUGAGGUGUACAUUGAAUUCUGCCGUGAUUUGAUCAGCCGUGGUUUUAUGUCUUUUGGAUACAAUCCGGGUUAGCACCCGAACAUCCCUUUCAGACAGCUUCCUCUUACAGCGUCCACAGUUAAUCCUGUUGGAUGUGGUUGGUCCUUCUUGGUGGUAUGCUGACAUUACCCUGGAUACCGUGGCUCUUGAUGCAUCACAAAGACUUGCUGUCUUGGUCACAGAUGCUCCAGCAAGACGUGCACCAACAAUUUGUCCUCUUUUGAACUCUGGUAUGUCACCCAUAAUGUCGUGUGCAUUGCAAUAUUUUGAGCAGAACUGGGCUCUUACCCUGCUAAUUGAACCUUUACACUCUGCUCUUACUGGUGCAAUGUGCAAUUAAUGAAGAUUGAACACCAGGCUGCUCCAAUUUAGCCAUGAAACCUAAAAUCCCACACUAAAAUGAUGACAGGUGUUUCAGUUUCAUUGUCCAACCCCUGUAGAUCACCCAUAUAAUAUCCAUUGAUAACCAAAAAUAGCUCUGUUUUUCCUGAAGAUUUGUAUGUCUCAUAGUUAGGUCUUUCCACAAGAGGACAUAAAUACAGCUCUGGAAAAAAAUAAGAGAGCACUUAAAAAUGAUGAGUUUCUUCGAUUUUACCAAAUUGAAAACCUCUGGAAUAUAAUCAAGAGGAAGAUGGAUGAUCACAAGCCAUCAAACCACCAAACUGAACUGCUUGAAUUUUUGCACCAGGAGUAAAGCAGCAUAAAGUUAUCCAAAAGCAGUGUGUAAGACUGGUGGAGGAGAACAUGAUGCCAAGAUGCAUGAAAAAGAUUAAAUUGAAUAUGAACUUGUUUUCUUUGCAUCAUUUGAGGUCUGAAAGCUCUGCGUCUUUUUGUUAUUUUAGCCAUUUCUUAUUUUCUGCAAAUAAAUGCUGUAAAUUACAAUAUUUUUAUUUAGAAUUUGGGAGAAAUUUUGUCUGUAGUUUAUAGAAUAAAACAACAAUGUUCAUUUUACUCAAACAUAAACCUAUAAAUAGCAAAAUCAGAGAAACUGAUUCAGAAACUGAAGGAGUUCCUUCAUUUUUUCCAGAGCUGUAUAUCCCUAGUGGUAAAAGGGACAGUAAUAUUUUUUCAAGCCUUAAGCCUUCCUCACAUAUUGACAAUAGGCUUGGAUUGGUGCCAAUGGAUUUAUGUUUAUAUGCCACAAGAGGACAUAAUAUACAUACAGUAUAUUCCUUGCUGCCCUUUAAAAAGGCUUUUGGGUAGUGUACCUCUUGGUUAAAGAUUGUUUGCUGCUAAAAAUGCCUCUACUUGCGCACUUAAAAACAUUUUAUCCUGUUAACUUCAUAACUGUGAACUGAGAGAAGGAGGACGGUGGUUUCAACGAAUUUCCCGUCUUAUUUGCCACAAUGAUCCGAUCAAAAAAAUAGGACUACUACAGAUUGGAACUGUUUAAUCUUUAGCAAUGAAUCCAGUUUCUGUUUGGGAUUCAAUGAUGGCCAGAUUUGAGUAUGGAGGCCUUGUGGUCAGUGAUUCAAUCCUGAAAACACUGCUGCUGUGAUGGAUGAUCUGGUUCAGCAGGAUAAUGCUCGUCCACAUACUGGAAGAUUCUCUUAAACCUUCCUCACUAGG